AUGACUAUGCCUCCGAUACCAGCGUUUUUGAGGACCACAUACUCUUGUCAGAGACCAACACCUGCCAAUCCACCAAACAAUGAAUUUGUAGAGGCACUCAAAGAGAUACGAACGACACGAAAACUGCUCGGUGAUGAGAUUGGUGUGCGUGCCUAUUCGACUGCAAUUGCCACUGUAGCGGCGUACCCUUAUGCGAUAUCCACUUCUCCUGCAAGACUUCCUGGUUGUGGCAGUAAGAUUGCCGAGCUUUAUCAUCAGUGGAAAACAACUGGCUCGCUUGGGGAGAUCGAUUCCUCACAACAGGAGGCAAGGUUACCCGUCUUUCGCCUGUUUUAUAAUAUAUGGGGCGUCGGUGACACGACGGCUCGCGAGUUUUACAAAAAGGGCUGGCGAGAUCUGGAUGAUCUAGUUGAAUACGGCUGGGACCGCCUCAGCCGUGUUCAGCAGAUCGGAGUCAAGUAUUAUGACGAGUUCCUCCAACCCAUUCCACGCCAUGAGGUGGAAGCCAUUGCUGCCACCAUUCUUCGACAAGCUCAAGAAAUUGAGCCUGGCUUCCAGCUGACCAUUGUCGGGGGUCACAGGCGAGGCAAAAAAAGCAGCGGUGACGUCGAUGUUAUUCUGAGCCAUGCGGACGAAGAUGCCACUUAUAGGUUUAUCGAGAGGCUCGUCGCAUCUCUCGAGAAGGCACAAUUCAUCACGCAUACACUUACGUUGAGCACUCACAACAGUGAGAGGGGCCAGAAGCCUCUCACGUGGAAGGCUGAUACUGCUAGGACCAAGGGGGCGGGUUUCGACACGCUCGAUAAGGCCAUGGUGGUUUGGCAGGAGCCGGGGAGCAAAGACUCGGCUUCUGACAGGCCACACCGGCGUGUCGACAUCAUCAUAAGCCCGUGGAAGACAGUGGGUUGCGCAGUUCUAGGGUGGAGUGGCGGGACGACCUUCCAGAGGGAUGUGCGAAGGUACUGUAAGAAGGAAUUAGGGUACAAAUUCGACAGCAGUGGCAUACGCAAACGAUCAGACGGGUCUUGGGUCGAUUUGGAGAGAGGGAAUCAAGGGACAGCGCCCGAUAUGGUGACGGCCGAGCAGCGUGUGUUCGAGGGGCUGGGACUUGACUGGCAGCCGCCGGAACAGCGAUGCACCGGGUGA
Molecule: messenger RNA, 1146 nt
Organism: Verticillium dahliae VdLs.17
Lineage: Eukaryota; Fungi; Ascomycota; Sordariomycetes; Glomerellales; Plectosphaerellaceae
Product: DNA polymerase lambda
Exons: 2
Coding region: 1-1146 (381 amino acids)
Biological process (GO): double-strand break repair via nonhomologous end joining
Cellular component (GO): nucleus
Molecular function (GO): DNA-directed DNA polymerase activity; DNA binding
Source: RefSeq, a predicted model, not a curated record